Molecule: messenger RNA, 3385 nt
Organism: Homarus americanus (American lobster)
Lineage: Eukaryota; Metazoa; Arthropoda; Malacostraca; Decapoda; Nephropidae
Product: mucin-6-like
Exons: 1
Source: RefSeq, a predicted model, not a curated record
CCAGCACCGUGUUCCACCAAGGUUCCAGCCAGCACUGCACCCACCAAGGUCCCAGCCAGAACUGAGUUCACCAAGGUUCCAGCCAGCACCGUGCUCCACCAAGGUUCCAGCCAACACCGUUCUCCACCAGGUUCCAGCCAGCACCGUGUUCCACCAAGGCUUCAGCCUGCACCGUGCCCACCAAGGUUCCAGCCAGCACCGUGCUCCACCAAGGUUCCAGCCAACAACGUCUCUCCACCAGGGUUCCAGCCAGCACCGUGUUCCACUGCUUCAGCCUGCACCGCUCCACCAAGGUUCCAGCCAGCACCGUGCUCCACCAAGGUUCCAGCCAACAAUGUUCUCCACCAGGUUCCAGCCAGCACCGUGUUCCACCAAGGCCCCAGCCAGCACCCCGUGCUCCACCAAGGUUCCAGCCAGCACCGUAUCCCACCAAUGCUCAGCCUGCACCGUACCCACUCUGUUCCAGCCAGCACCGUGUUCCACCAGGCUCCAGCCACACCGUGUUCCACCUGUUCCAGCCAGCACCGUGUUCCACCAAGGUUCCAGCCAGCACCGUGUUCCACCAAGGUUCCAGCCAGCACCGUGUUCAACCAAGGUCCAGCCAGCACCGUGUUCCACCACAGUUCCAAGCCAGCACCGUGUUCCACCAAUGUUCCAGCCAGCACCGUGCUCCACCAAGGUUCCAGCCAACACCGCUCUCCACCAGGUUCCAGCCAGCACCGUGUUCCACCAAGGCUUCAGCCCACCGUGCUCCACCAAGGUUCCAGCCAGCACCUGCUCCACCAACGUUCCAGCCAACACCGUUCUCCACCAGGGUCCCCAGCCAGCACCGCCCCCACCAAGGCUCCAGCCAGCACCGUGCUCCACCAAUGUUCCAGCCACACCCUGCCCACCAAGGCUUCCAGCCUGCACCGUGCUCCACCCGCUGUUCCAGCCACCGUGUUCCACCAAGGUUCCAGCCAGCACCGUGUUCCACCAAUGUUCCAGCCAGCACCGUGUUCCGCUUCAGCCUGCACCGUGCUCCACCAAGGUUCCAGCCAGCACCGUGCUCCACCAAGGUUCCAGCCAGCACCGUGCUCCACCAAGGUCUCCAGCCAGCACCGUGCUCCACCAAGGUUCCAGCCAGCACCGUGUUCCACCAAUGUUCCAGCCAGCACCGUGCUCCACCAAGGCUCCAGCCAGCACCGUGUUCCACCAAAGGCUUCAGCCUGCACCGUGCUCCACCGAGGUUCAACGCCAGCACCGUGCUCCACAAGGAAAGGUUCCAGCCGCUUACCGUUUCUCCACCCAGGGUUUCCGACAGCGCACCGUGUUCCGCAAAGGCCCCAGCCCAGCACCGUGCUCCACAAGGUUCAACCAGCACCGUGUUCCUGGGCUUCAGCCUGCACCGUGCUCCACCAAGGUUCCAGCCAGCACCGUGUUCCACCGGGCUCCCAGCAGCACCGUGUUCCACCAAGGUUCAACCAACGGCGUGUUCCGCAAGGUUCAGCCAGCACCGUGUUUUCACCGGGUUAGCCUUUCAUUGUUCCACCGAGUUCCGGCAGCACCGUAUUUACCAAAGGUCCAGCCAGCACCUGCACCAAGGUUCCAGCCAGCACCGUGCUCCACCAGGUUCAGCCAACACCGUUCUCCUGGGGUUCCAGCCAGCACGUGGUACCCACAAGAGCUUCAGCCUGCACCGUGCUCCUGGGCUCCAGCCAGCACCGUGAUCCACCAAGGUUCCAGCCUGCACCGUGUUCCACCAAGGUUCCAGCCAGCACCGUGUUCCACCAAGGUUCCAGCCAGCACCGUGCUCCACCAAGGUUCCAGCCAGCACCGUGUUCCACCAAGGCUUCAGCCUGCACCGUGUUCCACCAAGGCUUCAGCCAGCACCGUGUUCCACCAAGGUUCCAGCCCGCGCAAUGUUCCCGCAAGGUUCCAGCCAGCACCGUGUUUUCACCAAGGCUUCAGCCUGCACCGUGCUCACAAGGUUUCCAGCAGCACCGUGCUCCACCAGGUUCAACCAGCACCGUGCUCCACAGGUUCCAGCCAGCACCGUGCUCUGAGUUCCAGCCAGCACCGUGUUCACCAAGGUUCAGCCAGCACCGUGCUCCACCAAAAGGAAGCAGCCAGCAAAGUGUUCCACCCCAGGCUUCCAGCCUGCACCGUGUUCCACCAGGCUCCAGCCAGCACCGUGCUCCACCCAAGGUUCCAGCCAGCACCGUGUUCCCUGGGUUGCCAGCACCGUGUUCCUGAGUUCCAGCCAGCACCGUGUUCCACCAAGGAGGCUCCAGCCGCUGUGCUCCACCAAGGUUCAACUUCAGCACCGUGUUCACAAGGUUCCAGCCAGCACCGUGUUCCACCAAGGCUUCAGCCUGCACCGUGUUCCACCAAGGUUCCAGCCAGCACCGUGUUCCACCAAGGCUUCAGCCAGCACCGUGUUCCACCAAGGUUCCAGCCAGCACCGUGUUCCACCAAGGCUUCAGCCAGCACCGUGUUCCACCAAGGCUUCAGCCUGCACCGUGUUCCAAUAAGGCUUCAGCCAGCACUGUGCUCCACCAAGGCUUCAGCCUGCACCGUGUUCCACCAAGGCUUCAGCCAGCACUGUGUUCCACCAAGGCUUCAGCCAGCACCGUGCUCCACCAAGGCUUCAGCCAGCACCGUGCUCCACCAAGGCUUCAGCCAGCACUGUGUUCCACCAAGGCUUCAGCCAGCACCGUGUCUCCACCAAGGCUUCAGCCUGCACUGUGUUCCACCAAGGCUUCAGCCAGCACUGUGUUCAACGCUUCAGCCCUGCACUGUGUUCCACCGGCUUCAGCCAGCACUGUGUUCCACUGCUUCAGCCUGCACUGUGUUCCACACAAGGCUUCAGCCAGCACCGUGUUCCACCAAGGCUUCAGCCUGCACCGUGUUCCACCAGGGCUUCAGCCUGCACUGUGUCUCCACCAAGGCUUCAGCCAGCACUGUGUUCCACCAAGGCUUCAGCCAGCACUGUGUUCCACUAAGGCUUCAGCCUGCAAUUGCAGCUUCCACCAGGGCUUCAGCCUGCACCGUAAGUUCCACCAAGGCUUCAGCCAGCACCGUGUUCCACCAAGGCUUCAGCCAGCACCGUGUUCCACCAAGGCUUCAGCCUGCACUGUGCUCCACCAAAGCUUCAGCCUGCACUGUGUUCCACCAAGGCUUCAGCCAGCACUGUGUCCCACCAAGGCUUCAGCCAGCACCGUGUAUCCACCAAGGCUUCAGCCUGCACCGUGUUCCACCAGGGCUUCAGCCUGCACCGUGUUCCACCAAGGCUUCAGCCAGCACUGUGUUCCACCAAGGCUUCAGCCAGCACCGUGUUCCACCAAGUCAGCCUGCACCGUGUUCCACUCAAGGCUUCAGCCAGCACCGUGUUCCACCUCAUUAA